Molecule: messenger RNA, 463 nt
Organism: Peromyscus leucopus (white-footed mouse)
Lineage: Eukaryota; Metazoa; Chordata; Mammalia; Rodentia; Cricetidae
Product: ryanodine receptor 3-like
Exons: 3
Coding region: 76-360 (94 amino acids)
Biological process (GO): calcium ion transmembrane transport
Cellular component (GO): calcium channel complex; sarcoplasmic reticulum membrane; Z disc
Molecular function (GO): ryanodine-sensitive calcium-release channel activity
Source: RefSeq, a predicted model, not a curated record
UUGAAUUGCAUUGAUCGCUUAAAUAUCUACAAUAGCGUAGCACACUUUGCAGGGAUCGUAAGGGAAGAGAAUGGCAUGGCCUGGAAAGAAAUCCUGAACCUGCUGUACAAAUUGCUAGCUGCUCUCAUUCGUGGAAACAGAAACAAUUGUGCUCAAUUCUCCAAUAACCUUGAUUGGUUAAUUAGUAAAUUGGACAGACUAGAAUCUUCCUCAGGUAUCUUGGAAGUCUUGCACUGCAUCUUGAUUGAAAGCCCAGAAGCCUUAAACCUGAUAGCAGAGGGCCACAUCAAGUCCAUCAUCUCCCUGCUGGAUAAGCAUGGGCGGAAUCACAAGGUGGGUAAGGAAGGGGGCCACUCCUGACGGUUUAUUUUUCCUGCCUUUUCUUUCCCUCACACUAAUAUCCAUUCUGUGUUGUUGAAAGCAUGAUGUGCAAAACCUUGCUGGUUUUGACAAAAGCUUUGGG